Akanthomyces muscarius is the source of this 1080-nucleotide messenger RNA. RefSeq lists its product as uncharacterized. The transcript has a single exon. The record is from RefSeq and is a predicted model, not a curated record. Lineage: Eukaryota; Fungi; Ascomycota; Sordariomycetes; Hypocreales; Cordycipitaceae. The coding region runs from base 1 to 1080 and encodes 359 amino acids.
AUGACCAAGACCACCCGCGACGACAACUAUGUUGUGAUUGACAGAAAUGGCGUCAUCGAAAAUCGGCAUGAACUUCAUGCUGUAGUCGUCGACUCGACCGGAAAGGUCCUUUUCGUCGUCGGCGACCCGAAUCGGGUAACCCUGAUCCGCUCAGCAGCCAAACCUGCCCAGGCCGUUGCCAUUGUCGAGACUGGAGCUCUCGAAAAGUAUGGCCUCGGCGAAGCUGACCUCGCCCUCAUGUGCGCCUCGCACAGCAGCGAGGACCGACAUGUAGAGCGGGCCAAGGGCAUCUUGGCCAAGGCGGGCAACUCGGAAGCCGACCUGCGCUGUGGUGGCCAUCCCGCCAUCCUGCCGGACAGGAACAAGGCAUGGAUCCGGGCUGGUUUCGAGCCAACACCCGUAUGGAGCAACUGCUCCGGAAAGCACUCGGGCAUGCUGGCUGCUGCGCGAGCCAUUGGUGCAGGGCCGGAGGACUAUCAUGUGCUUUCGCACCCCCUCCAGCAACGCGUGAAGCAAGCAACGGAGGAGAUUGCGCGGCUCCCAUCGGAGCAGGUCCGAUGGGCCAUUGACGGAUGCAAUAUGCCUGCGCCGGCCUAUCCUCUCGUCUACCUGGCCACCACCAAUGCGGCCUUUGCAGCGGCAGCGGAUGCGGUGGCCAGAGGCGACGAGGACGUGACGCAGAGACAGCGCAGCAUGACCCGGGUCUUCAACGCCAUGUCGACGUAUCCUGAAAUGGUCGCCGGCGAGGGGCGCUUCUGCACCGCGCUCAUGCGGGCGUACAAGGGGCGUGUCAUCGGUAAAAUCGGCGCGGAUGCCUGCUACGGGAUCGGCAUUCGCGAAUGCGAAGAGACGAGGCGUCUUGGUGCGGUCGGGUCUGUUGGGAUUGCCGCAAAAGUCGAAGACGGAAACCUGGACAUCCUCUACAGUGCUCUCCCAGAGCUCUUGGCACGACUCGAUAUUGGCACGGCGGAGACGCGCAGCGCUCUAGAUGGGUUUCAUUCAGUGGCGAUCAAGAACACUGUGGGUGUCGUCACUGGCCAUGUCUCUUUUCCGUUCAAGCUGCAGGCGGUUCAGUCAUGA